Messenger RNA from Theileria annulata, 519 nucleotides. RefSeq lists its product as uncharacterized. The coding region runs from base 1 to 519 and encodes 172 amino acids. The transcript is spliced from 2 exons. NCBI's taxonomy places the organism in Eukaryota, Apicomplexa, Aconoidasida, Piroplasmida, Theileriidae. The record is from RefSeq and is a predicted model, not a curated record.
AUGUCUAUUGUCCUUAUUAUAGCCUCUGGAGGAAUAGACCCCAAGUCUAUCCUCUCCUGUUUUGAAUCAGAUUUGUCCUCAGAAUUCAUAGCUUCCUUUGAAUUAGUUCCAUUUUCAUUUGUACUUUUUGAGUUCUUUUCACUAGUCACGUCCUGUUUGUUGACUGUGAACUCAUUUUUUAGAUUUUUGAAAACAUUUACAAACGAAUCUAGUCCAUUUUUAACAAACUUUGGAACCUCAGUUCUGGCCAACUUCAUCCUCGAGUUUAUUUCUGAAAUGUCAGUCCCCGACCCGCCAAGUGACUCUGAAAGCUCUGAAAAAUAUUUAUUUAAUAAAAUUAACCCUUGUAUUUCUCAUCUACAAGAAAAUUGUUAUCACGAGUUAACUGUUGACUUACUUGUUAGUAUAACUCUGGUCAAUUCCCUCAACAAUUGCAGAGAAAUGAACCUUAAGCUGAUUUUCAAAGUGUGUAAUAUGAAAGUUUACAAGGUCCUUGGCAUCUUGAAUUUCGAGUUUUAA